CCGGAACCAAGAUGGCGCCGCCAGGGGCUGCGGGCGGGUGGCGGUGAGGCGGCCUGCGGGGGGGCCGCAGCCUUCCUCCGCGCUCCGCCGCUGCGCCGCGGGGCCGGCCGGCCGGUGGGCUCGUUCGCUCGCUGGCUGGCCGGCCGGGUCCGCCCCUCCACUCCGCCAUGGCGGCCGAGAGCGGCAGGCAGUUCUGGAAGAGGAGCGCCAAGCUGCCGGGCAGCAUUCAACCUGUCUAUGGAGCGCAGCAUCCUCCGCUGGAUCCCCGGCUCACCAAGAACUUCAUCAAGGACCGCUCCAAGACCAACGCGCUGCCUCUGAAGAGCAAGAAGGCCUCCAGCUUCCACGAGUUUGCUCGCAACACCAGCGAUGCCUGGGACAUCGGGGAUGAUGAAGAUGAGGACUUCUCUUCCUCCUCUUCUUCUUUGCAAACUCUGAACUCUAAAGUGGCCAAGGCCACAGCAGUCCAGGUUCUGGAGAACCACAGCAAGCUGCGAGCGAAACCUGAGCGGGCGCAGUCUACUCUCAGCGAGGUGCCCACCAACUGCAAGGUCAUCAAGUCCAGCAGUGAGGCCCAGCUCUCCAGGGCAUCUGAGGAGGCCUGUGUGAGGACCCCCCUCCAGAAGCAGCAGUCCCUUCCCCUCCGCCCUGUCAUUCCUCUCGUCGCUCGCAUCUCCGACCAAAACGCUUCGGGGGCUCCCCCCAUGACAGUGCGGGAGAAAACUCGCCUGGAGAAGUUCAGACAGCUCCUUUCCAGCCACAACACAGACCUGGAUGAGCUGAGGAAGUGCAGCUGGCCUGGGGUGCCCAGAGAGGUCCGGCCCGUGACGUGGCGUCUCCUCUCAGGCUACCUCCCGGCCAACACGGAGCGGCGGAAGCUGACGCUGCAGCGCAAGCGCGAGGAGUACUUCGGCUUCAUCCAGCAGUACUACGACUCCCGCAACGAGGAGCACCACCAGGACACCUACCGGCAGAUCCACAUCGACAUUCCAAGGACCAACCCACUCAUCCCCCUCUUCCAGCAGCCACUCGUCCAGGAGAUCUUUGAGAGGAUCCUGUUCAUCUGGGCCAUCCGACACCCAGCCAGCGGCUAUGUGCAGGGCAUCAAUGACCUGGUCACCCCCUUCUUUGUUGUCUUCCUCUCUGAGUAUGUUGAGGAGGAUGUGGAGAACUUUGAUGUGACCAACCUGUCGCAGGAUGUUCUGCGGAGCAUUGAAGCAGACAGCUUCUGGUGUAUGAGCAAGCUGCUGGAUGGGAUCCAGGAUAACUACACCUUUGCACAGCCAGGAAUCCAGAAGAAGGUCAAAGCCCUGGAGGAGCUGGUCAGCAGGAUCGAUGAGCAGGUACACAAUCACUUUAGGAGGUACGAGGUCGAGUACCUGCAGUUUGCCUUCCGCUGGAUGAACAACCUGCUGAUGAGGGAGCUGCCCCUGCGCUGCACCAUCCGCCUCUGGGACACCUACCAGUCGGAGCCAGAAGGGUUCUCCCAUUUCCACCUCUACGUCUGCGCCGCCUUCUUGAUCAAGUGGAGGAAGGAGAUCCUAGAUGAGGAAGACUUCCAGGGCCUUCUGAUGUUGCUGCAGAACCUGCCCACGAUACACUGGGGGAACGAGGAGAUCGGACUGCUGCUGGCUGAAGCCUACAGACUCAAGUACAUGUUUGCAGACGCCCCCAACCAUUACCGCCGAUAGGUGCCAGGGCUCCAGCCCCUCCUCCGCCCCCUGCCCGCCCCCUCUCCUGGCCCAAUCUGAUCACUGUGGCAUUUUUGUCGUCCCAAGUCCUCGGACACUCCGGCUGGGAGCUGCUCCUCGCUGUACAAAGCUCACAUCAACUCUUGUCUUAACUCUCAACGUGUGCCUGGCUGCCACUCCGUGCCCCUGGCUGUGCCACUCCAACCACCUGCAGUAUUUCAGGCCCUGCUGCUGGCUCCACCCAGGGAGAGAGGCUUGAAGGGGCUUGGGGGAAGACGUUGGGGGGGCAGCUUUCCAGAUGAACUGAGCCGAGGAGGAAGCCCUCCUGUCCUCUCCACUUCUUGCCCUGGGCUUGUCCAGCUGGGACCACCUUGGCUUGGCUGCCUCCUGUGAACCUGCUGCCACGUGUGCUGCCCCAGUCUGCUCCUGCUCACUCCAUCUCCCAGCUGAAAAUGCCUUAUCAGAGACCUGCCUGGCUGGAGAAUCCUCCCCCCACACCGAGGGCAGCAGGGCAAGAAGUUCCUCUCAGGGCCUAACUUUGCUCCAAGGGUCCAGAGACCUCUAAGCACUUUGUGGGCUCAGGAGAGAGCCUCUCGUGCCUGCCCUCUGCUUCUCCUCCCCUUUGCCUCCCUCUCCCCCAGGGCAGGGGAGUGGGCACGGAGGGGCUGGGGCCUUCGCUCCAUCCAGGCAUGGGUUGACCACUCCAAGGGACUCCUGGUGGCUGAUGUGCUGUCGGUACAACCCCCUCCG
Molecule: messenger RNA, 2441 nt
Organism: Dryobates pubescens (Downy woodpecker)
Lineage: Eukaryota; Metazoa; Chordata; Aves; Piciformes; Picidae
Gene: TBC1D22B
Product: TBC1 domain family member 22B
Exons: 13
Coding region: 168-1691 (507 amino acids)
Biological process (GO): activation of GTPase activity
Molecular function (GO): GTPase activator activity
Source: RefSeq, a predicted model, not a curated record